GCGAUCGGCGUCUACGCCCGUAGCCUCAUACCGUCUCCACGCAAGCUCAAGAAGUCUCCAAAGCCGGUAUAAAUGAUCCUCACACACUGCGCCGCCUGCGCCGCCCCGCUGGGCCUAGCCUUGGGGAAGAAAUGCGGCCGCUGUAGCACACGCUACUGCGGGCCUGCGUGCCAGGAGCAGCACUGGAAAGAGGGCGGCCACGACCAGCUCUGCAAAUUGAUUAAAAAAGCUGGCGGCGCCGAACAGUAUAAUGCCAACACAAAGUACACGGAGGCAGUAUCGGUCGCGGCGGAGGCGUGCGCGGAGGACACGAAGGGCCAGACGUGCUACAUCUGCACGCAGGCCCUCCAUUGGAAGACGAAGGAGGGUCUCGUGCGCAUGUGUGCGUGCCGCGGGACGGCGGGUUUCGCGCACGUGUCGUGCCUGGCGGAGCAGGCGAAGAUUUUAGUGGAUGAUGCAGAGGAGAGGAAUCUGGACUACGAAAUCAGGGAUUCGAGGUGGGCCCGGUGGACCGCGUGCGGCCUGUGCGAGCAAGAGUACCACGGCGUCGUGUUGUGUGCGCUCGGGUGGGCGUGCUGGAAGACCUACGUGAGCCGGCCAGAGGACUCGAAUACGAUCCGGACUUGUGCGAUAGGAGUUCUUGCGCAUGGACUUGGGGAUGCGGGGCGUCACGAGGAGCGGCUUCAAAUCCAACAGACACAGUUUUCCACUCAAAUGCGCUUGGGCUUAUCAGAGCAAGAAUUGCUGGCCACGAGAUGUAACAUUGCGGUAUGCUUAGAAGAACUCGGGCGUGACGAGGAGGCCCUAGCAUUACGCCGCGAGUGUUAUGCCACGUCGAAGCGGCUUAACGUAGCAAAUCCUGGUGACUUAUACAUCGACGUGCUAAACCUUUCCAAGUCGUUACUCGACACACACCGUCACACUGAGGCGAGGUCAUUUUUACGAGAGCAGCUCCCCAAGGCACGACGCGCGCUCGGUCCAGCAGAUGACACACUUUUCAAGCUUCGCUGGAAUUACGCCCUUUCUCUUUGCGACACUGGCGCUUCCCGAGAAGAUGUGCUCGAGGCUACGACUCUUCUUGAGGAGCUAUCCUCGACGGCGCAGCGGGUCUACGGGCCCUCGAAUCCCGUAGCCGCGGGCGUCAAGAGAGACCUCGCGCACGCACGGCGAAAGCUCGCAUCGUCCACUGACUCCUGAGGUCCGCGCCCGCAUUCUAAGAGAAUCCACU
Messenger RNA from Pelagomonas calceolata, 1228 nucleotides. NCBI's taxonomy places the organism in Eukaryota, Pelagophyceae, Pelagomonadales, Pelagomonadaceae. The record is from the annotation of a GenBank genome assembly.